AUGGAUACGCAGACUUCCGGUUCAGCUGCAUGCAUUGGAACAUCAAAUAAAAACACAAUUUCACACUCGCUUCCUUCAAUGGAGGAGAAGCAGCGUUAUUUGCCUUACAAUGAACAUCCGUCUCCUAAUUCAGAGAUCUCAUCCACAAACGAUCGUCUUGUUCCUCGAUCCAGCUUACUUGAAGUUUCUAAAUCUUCUGAUUAUAACUCAACCGAAGUACCUUAUAGUCUAAAAUGCGCUUCAAAUCUAUGCCAUACUGGCGAAGUUAGUGGCAGUGAUACAAUAGAUAAUCAAUUGAGCCCCGUUGGUGAUACGAUCUCGACACCAAGUUCACAGGACGCCCGGAUAGCUGGCCCGGCUACCGCUUUGGCCAACUCCGAUAUCUAUACUGUGGUGGUGCCAAAGCCUGGAAGUAGUCUUGGACUUAGCAUUAUAGCAGCCCGAGUAAGAUUUCUUUGUUGCCUCCAGAUAUCUGACUAA
Protopolystoma xenopodis is the source of this 480-nucleotide messenger RNA. The record is from the annotation of a GenBank genome assembly. NCBI's taxonomy places the organism in Eukaryota, Metazoa, Platyhelminthes, Monogenea, Polystomatidea, Polystomatidae.